AUGUCCUUCCUUGGUGGUCCAUGGAACCCGCAUGACGACGUUAGGAGUCGUUCACAUCUUUGCUUUAAUCUGUCCAAGCUGGGUCUUUUCCAGUCCAGAAUUAGCUUGCAGAAAGCCAGUGUGAAGUUGAAAGCAAAGAGAAACGACUGCAACUCCAAGGCCACGCAGGCCCGGAACGACUACUUGUUAACGCUGGCCGCUGCCAACGCUCACCAUGACCGCUACUACCACACCGACCUGCUGCACUGCAUCCAGGCCUUGGACGGCAGGAUCUACGAGCAUGUAAAAGACUACCUUAUAGCGCUGUGUCGCACGGAGCUGGAGGCCUCCCAGGCGACACACAACACCUUUCAGUUCCUGUUGGACAAAUCCACCAGGAUCAUCCAAGAGUACAACCAGCAGUUGUUCAUGCAGGAGAACCCAGUCUUCCACAAAGCACACGACUUCCAGUUCCAGCCCAGCGAUUGUGACAAGAGUCGUCAGCUGGAGUCGGAGAUGGGAACCACGGAGGAGCACAGUCUGAACAAGGAGGCGAGGAAGUGGGCGACACGGGUGGCCAGAGAACACAAGAACAUCGUACACUAUAAGCGAUCACUGGAGGACUGCGAGAGCCACGGCCUGCCACCCACUGAGCAAGGCAGGGCAGAUCUGGAGACCAAAAUGGAGGAAUCCAAGGAAAACAUCCGCAAAGCUGAGACCGUGAAGUUGAAAGCGGAAGCUCGGCUGGACCUCCUGCGGCAGGUGGGCGUUGCCGUGGAUACCUGGCUGAAGAGUGCCAUGAACCAGGUGAUGGAGGAGCUGGAGAACGAGCGCUGGGCCAGCUACACUUCCCAUGAUCCUUCACUGUCGGGCACGGUGGACUUGGAGCGGGAGGACGGCGAGGAGUGUGAGGAGAACAUGGAGGUGUUUGACGACAGCAGCUCCAGCCCCUCGGGAACACUUCGGAACUACCCGCUAACCUGCAAAGUGAUCUACUCCUACAAGGCCUCGCAACCAGAUGAGUUAACUAUUGAUGAACAGGAGAUGCUGGAAGUGAUUGAGGACGGGGACAUGGAGGACUGGGUCAAGGCUCGCAAUAAAGUCGGACACGUGGGUUAUGUUCCCGAGAAGUAUCUGCAGUUUCCCGCCUCCAACAGUUUGCUGAGCAUGCUUCAGUCCCUGGCAACGCUGGACGCUCGCUCACACACUUCUUCCAAUUCCACCGAGCCAGAGUUGCACUCCGGCUGCAUCAACGGAGAUGUUAACAUGGUGUUCGUGCGGGCGCUGUACGAUUACGAGGGCCAGGCGGAGGAGGAGCUGACGUUCGCGGAGGGAGCGGUGAUUCGCCUCCUGAGCCGAGACACGCAGACCGACGACGGCUUCUGGGAGGGGGAGCUCAACGGACGGGUGGGCGUUUUCCCCUCGGUUUUGGUGGAGGAUCUGACGGAGAACGGCGAGACCGGUGUGGGAGGGCCCAACGGAAUACAGGUGUCGCCCUCCACAAAGCUGCCAUCCUGCCUUCCGCCUCUCCCGCUGUACGACCAGCCUCCCAUCAGCCCUUUCACCAGCCCCGAGACCACCACGCCGCCGUCUCUGCCGCGCUCGCCCUCCGCCGCGCUCAACGGCGAGCACAAGCUCCCCAUCCCCGCCGCCUCACACCGGACGCCGCUCACCACGCCGAAUCUAAGUUCCGGAAGGAGCCCGGUGUCGCCCGGCUUCCAGCUGCAGCCGCCCAGAUGUGCGCCCGAGGGAGGCCCGGGGAAACUACGACCUGUGCGUGCGGCCCCUCCUCCACCCAAGCAGCAGUCUCGACGGCAGCACGGCAAGAGCGACAAGGCGGAGGAGGUGGAGAUCACGCUGGUGUGACGGACGGGCGGUCGGUCGGACCCACACCCGAAACCUCAGCCAGAACUGAACAGAACCCUCACUCUCGCUCUCCGUUAUCCUCAAGUUGAGGCGGAGGAGGAGAGCAGGGCUGUCAGCGAAGGAUUCUGGGUAUUUGCUUCCUGAUGAAGUGCAGCAGUAGCUUCUUCCCGCCGAUGUUUCCGUCUCCUCUCGCCUCACCUUCUUCCAGUCUUGCCUUAAAGACCUCAUCGGGCCACGCCCCCUCCAGCACGAAUGGCGACGUGAGCCGUGGACGGAAGGCCGUGUAGCAGUCCAGGUCAUGGGGACACUUCCUGUACACGCCCACAUUCUGGACCAAUCAUUGCAUGGGCUGGAGUAGGCCACGCCCCUUUUGACAAACACGGUGGAACCUUGAAGGUGGAACAAGUUCACAGUUUAGUUUCCAUACCAUCUAAUAUUUGGUAGUCACAAAAUAAUCGUCUGAAAUUUUAAUUUUGAACACAUUUUGGAUGAAUUAAUUCAGGUUAUUUAAUUAAUUUCAGUUCAUUUUUUUUUUUAAUCACAUUUUGAGCUCAUUUUUUUAAAAUAUUCCAAUUUAAACACAUUUUGAAUUAAUUAAUUUGGGUUAUUUGAUGAAUUUUUAGAGUUAAUCACGACUUCUAAAUCGGAAUUAAUUAUGGAUUAAUUUAUUUGGGUUUAUCCAUUGAUUAAUAUUGGUUGGCUAUUUAGAAAUGUCCAAUUUUAAACACAUUUUGGAUUAAAUUA
Nerophis ophidion (straightnose pipefish) is the source of this 2589-nucleotide messenger RNA. Its product is annotated as F-BAR and double SH3 domains protein 2-like. The transcript has 16 exons. Bases 1 to 1845 code for a protein of 614 amino acids. Gene Ontology annotation, cellular component: recycling endosome; neuromuscular junction. Gene Ontology annotation, molecular function: protein binding. The record is from RefSeq and is a predicted model, not a curated record. Gene Ontology annotation, biological process: regulation of actin filament polymerization; neuromuscular synaptic transmission. Lineage: Eukaryota; Metazoa; Chordata; Actinopteri; Syngnathiformes; Syngnathidae.